CCAAGACGUAAACCUACUUAAGUUAAGCAGCAUUCCGCGCUGACGAACCUGUCCAGCUAUUAUCGACAUACUUGGAAGUAUCUGCUAGCGUUCGGACGUGCGAAUGACUGCGCGUACCGCACCCUGCUACAUGCUGGCUUCUCCCUCGCCUUUCUAGACGUUCUUUUUCCAUUGUUGCUGCCUUCCAAUUCUUCGCUCCCCUCUUUCCCUCCUGGCCUUUCCCUACAUCGCCGCUGGCCUUCGUCGCAUCCGAUUCGAAUUCCAGCCAUGUCCAUCCGCAAGGUCCUCGAGUCCCAGCCCUUCCUAAUUGCUGCCAAUGUGCUUGCCGGGAUCCUGUCCAUUGUUGUCAUUGGCCUGGUCGCCGACAAUCUGGCCUGGCUCAGGACGGCCGACGCGAAGACGGGCGUCUCCACCAUUGGCUUCAACAUUACCGUCAAUAACACCGAGACCUUCGACACCGCGCGUGUCGCACAUCUGCCUGUCGAUGUGCGUACGGGCAGCUACUGGCUUAUGCUUGCCGCCGGCAUUGGCGGGUUCAUCGAUGCCGUGCUGCUUGGCGCCAUGCAGUGCUGGCGACGUCUCAAGAACGCAAGCCUGCAGGUCGAACACGGAGAGACGUACGAUCGCAACCUCAAGCCACAGACUCCGCUGAGCAUAUUCAUUGCCGUCUUUGCCCUGUGCCGCUCUCUUGCGGCUACCAUUUACGCCUUCCACGAAUGGGCCGCCUCUGGCACUUUCACCCCGCAGGAAUAUCUUCCUCUGACAUCCAACGACCGCUACGACCGUGACUUCUUUACGCCGGACGCGUGGAACUGCCAGUACGAGGACUACGUUCUCCAGAACUCGGAGCAGAACAGGCUGCAGAACCUGUGCCAGGAGGGUACAGCUGCACGCACAGUGACUCUCGCUGUGUGCGUUCUGUAUGCCUUCGUUGCGUAUGGCGUUAUAUACAGAGCGUACAAGAGAAGGCAGAAUGCCAAGCGCUCAGUGCAGUUCAGAGGCUUUGAGGGCGGGGGAAGUGGCACCAUGAGAAGCUACAUGAGCGACGCGCAGACAGUGGUUGCCGAGGGCAGCGAGCCAAAGACUCCUGAGAAAUAAGGGGAGCAGUGCCAUUUUAUCCGCACUAAUUGCUGUAUGCAAAUUGUAAUAAGGCUGGAAACAAAAUCUUGCUCUUUGGCUGAGAAAUGUGCACUACACACAAAGGGUACGAUUGGAAACUCCUUCUAUUGAGUUGCAAAGUAGUGCUGAUUCUUUUGCAGAAUGAAUGUUAUGACUACAUAGAAUUACUAGGGGCCACAUGUAAUGAUAUCCUUUGCUUUCCAUUGCCGCGGGUCAAGUCUGGCUGGAGUCCAGAUGCUUCAUACAGUUCUCCUUGUCGACGGUUCACACGCUAAUUUUCUUUUGAUUGUGAACACAAUCAAACACGCCAAUCUCUGCACGCUGCCCUUGUACAUCUGUUGCAGCAAGUAGUCAAGAAAGAAGGUCAAACAGAAAUGGCUGCAUGGUGUUGACAGGAUUGUUUUAAUCUGUUACUAUCUCGUCCAGCUGGGACUCGAGCUCAGCUGAGAAAAUGCCGUAUUCUUUCUUACCUACUGACGGAAGGAUGAUCCAAAGUAGAACUCACGAUCCCUUUCCACCUCCCGCCUCCCAUUUGUUCUCUUUGAUCAUCGACGUUUCUUUUUUCCUAUUGCGAAGCUUUCAACCUAGAGAGAAUGGCCCAGGUACCUAACGAACAUGUUCAGUCCACAAUUGAUGCAUGAAGUGGCCGUACUUUGGAGGUUUCUCAUGUGGGAAAUUACAUUUUUAAAGUUGCGUCUAUGCAAGCGGACCAGUUUCGAUUUCGCAGUUCGAGCACAUACCCUACGGAUCACCGCGAGGCGCGAUGUGAAGCCAGCAAUUUACCCGGGAGGUGCCCGUGGAGCCUGCUCGUGUUUACAG
This is a messenger RNA of Verruconis gallopava, 1938 nucleotides long. RefSeq lists its product as uncharacterized. The record is from RefSeq and is a predicted model, not a curated record. Bases 268 to 1098 code for a protein of 276 amino acids. NCBI's taxonomy places the organism in Eukaryota, Fungi, Ascomycota, Dothideomycetes, Venturiales, Sympoventuriaceae. The transcript is spliced from 2 exons.